Molecule: messenger RNA, 3440 nt
Organism: Doryrhamphus excisus (bluestripe pipefish)
Lineage: Eukaryota; Metazoa; Chordata; Actinopteri; Syngnathiformes; Syngnathidae
Source: RefSeq, a predicted model, not a curated record
AAAAAGCUCAUAUUCAACAACAACAGCCUGUUAAGAGAUCCCCAUAGGUGAUCACUCAGCACAACAGUCUCAGUCAUGGUGUGACAAAAAUGAAAACAAAACAUCACACAGCAACACAACAGAUGACUAAAAACCAACGAGACACUCUUCCAGGUUAUAUAGAACAAUAACUAACAACAGAGUGACUUUGAACAAUCAACUGAAGAGCUAUUUACAUAUAGACAGUGAACCAGAAAUUGCUCCCAGCGACGCCACUAUAACUUAAGUGUGUUUUGGGGCAGAAGGGGAAAAAAUACUUUUGGCCUUACAUUGCUUGUCUUUACUAGCUGCCGGCUAACAUUUACACUCUUAAAAAUGCUGGGUUAUUUUUUUGACCCAAUCGCUGGGUUGAGCCUGUUGGGUCAUUUAAUUGGGUUAUUUUUAUUGAGUUGGGUAUUCUGACAACCCAAUUCGCUGGGUUAUCUCUGUUGGGUGCUAGGUUAUUUGCUGCUGGGUUGUGAUUUCAAUGUUGUUGUGUUGGGUUAUUUUGGACAACCCAAAGCGUUGGGUAGAUGUUUGGGCAUGCGCAACAAAGCACCGCCCACAAACCUACUUUGUUAAAACUUACUGUUCGGACCGCACUUUUCUUUUGAGGAGACGGAGGCAGCGCAGCACGGAGAAAGUUUUUUGAAUAACAUCGAUGGAUGAUUUUGUCAUAUCCAAAUUGACAGAGUGGCAGCUACCGGGGCUGAUUGAAAGGUUUAGAGACGAGGCAGUUGACGAGGAAAGCUUCUGUUAUCUGGACCAUCAGUCAAUCACAGCCUUAAUUCCCAGAAUAGGCGAGAGGGUGAAAUUCAUUAGGAAAUUUAAUGAAUAUGUAAGUGCUGCAGUUAGACACACAGCCAGCAUUUUCACAAAGUUCUAAAUUGGACGGACGAACAGACUGACAGACUAGCGCUUUUAGUUCUGAAUUCAGGCGAGUCAUGGGAUACGUUUGCUUCAGAUGUAAAGCUCAAAUUCCUGGUAAUGUGAAAAGUCUUUUCAUUCAUUUACGGGCGGUACACCAUGUUAAUCAGGCUGGAAAAUAUUUCCAGUGCUGUGAAAUUGGCUGUGGCAGAACAUUCAGCUACAUGCGAUCAUUCAGAAGACACUUACAGCGGCAUGAAAAUGUUGAGGAUGUGCUUGGUGUACCUGCUCAAGAUUCCGUCCAGCCUGAGUUCCUUUAUGCUGAAGGCCAGCCAGCAGAGGAAGUAGAGGAGUGGGAUGACAUUGAGCCAGAGGGCAUCACUGAUCGGGUAGCUACUUUUUUAGCUCACUUGAGGUCAGUGUCUUCACAGACAUGGUCCGGCAUUCAUUUUAUUGUUGAGCAGACCUCUGGUUUAAUCUCUGACAUUGUGGGUAGACUGCAAUCAAGGACCAUGGCAGUUUUUGGUCAUUUGGGACAUGAUCAAAGCCCAGAGGUAGAGCAACUGAUGGUGGAGUUCGAAGACUCAUCUCAGCCCUUCAGAGAUCUAGACACAGAGUAUAAACAGAUGCAGUACUUUCUCAAAGCUGGAGGCUUCAUUGAACCAGUUGAGGAAACUUUUCCUGGGGAGGGAUCCUAUGUCCAGAAAAGGGACUCCAGCACUGGGACUGUGAAACAAGUCGCAGUUCCUGACACUUUUCAACGUGUUCCACUUCCACGUCUUCUAAGACAGGUCCUUGAAGAUCCUGUCAUAUUACAGGCAAUGCUGGAUUGGCAACAAAGAGAGGGUGGAGUCCUUCAGGAUGUCUUUGAUGGGGAAUUUUGCAAAACACACCCACUCUUCUUGAAAGAAACUUCGAUUCCACUUCUUUUUUACAAUGAUGAGUGUGAAACUGUCAACCCUCUAGGAUCAAAGACUGGAACACACAAGCUCGGCUUCAUUUACUUUCAGCUCAAGAGCCUGCCACCAGAUCUGCUCUCCAGCUUACGGUCACACUUUCUUUGUGCCGUAUACAAAUCUGAUGAUGCCAAAACAUAUGGUCUUGAUGUUAUCCUGCGUCCCAUCAUUGCAGAGCUGCAAUUACUGGAAAAAGAAGGCAUCCCCGUUGACACCUCCACUUUUCAAGGUGUUGUUAAGUUCUCUCUUGUCCAAGUGGUCGGGGACAACUUGGGCUUGAAUGCCAUCCUUGGUUAUUCAGAAAGUUUCACUGCUAACCAUAUGUGCCGGUGGUGCAAAGUGCACAAACAUGUCUCGACGCAGCAGACAUUGGAAGAUCCAGCCCAGCUGCGUAAUAUACACACCCAUCAGGCUGAUCUGCAACUUGCAAGCCUUUCAAACACAGGAUUGAAGAGAGACAGUGAGCUGAACAACCUCUCUUUUUAUCAUGUGACUGACAAUGUGGCCCCGGACAUCAUGCAUGACAUUUUAGAAGGAGUAGGACCGUAUGAGAUCAAACUUGUCUUGAAUACCCUGAUUGAGCAAAAACAUGUCACACUUGACCAAGUAAACUACAGACUCACAAGCUUCGAUUAUGGCUUUUGUGACAAGGCGAACAAGCCCUCUGCCAUUACCAAAAAUGAUCUCAGAAACCAUGAAGGGACCAUGCGGCAGUCAGCAGCUCAAAUGUGGUGCCUUAUUCGGCUACUGCCCACCAUGAUUGGUGAUCUCAUCCCUGAGGGAAACGAGGAAUGGGAACUUCUUCUGCUCUUGCUACUGCGCAUGGAGUUCAUCUUCUCUCCCUCUAUUACCAUCGCUGGAACACACUAUUUGACGAAGAUCAUUGAGGAGCAUCACUCCCUCUUCCUUGAACUAUUUCCUCAUUUACAUUUGCGCCCAAAGCACCACUUCAUGGUCCACUAUCCACGAGCAAUCCGAAAACUGGGACCCUUGAUACACUUUUGGUCUAUGCGCUUUGAAGCAAAACACAACUUCUUCAAACGUGUCAGUCACAUCACAUGCAAUUUCCGGAAUAUUUGUAAGACAAUGGCGUAUCGACAUCAGAUGCAACUAUGUUACAACCUUCGGUCUGGCUCUGUGUUGAGUCACAUCACGGAGGUUGGCCCAGGGCCCAGCACCUUUCUGUCCGCCAUAGACUGCUUUAAAGACCUCCAAAAGGAUCUUACAGAUUUUCCUGUUUUCACUGAGGUUUUGGUGCCAGCCUGGGUGACUUUCAAGGGCACUAAAUACAGACCAGGCAUGACACUAUUCCUCUCCUACGACUCCGAUGGUGAACCCCAGUUUGGGCUUUUAAAAUCCAUCAUCUUUCUGGGUCCAUUGUCAGACAAACCAACUACCCGGUUUGUUGUACAGAAGUGGGAAACCCAAGGUUUUGAACGGCACUUUCAUUCAUACAGUGUGACUCAGACUCAGACUUUGGCAGCUGUUGAUCCAAGUACACUAAUUGAUCAUCAUGCAUUACAUGCUGUAAAAUCAUACAGGGAACAUGAGGACUGUUUCUACAUUUCCCUUCGCUAUAGGGUAUUUUAGGACAAUUCG